AUGGGUUCUCACGCUGCGACGCCUGACAUUGACGCUGUUCUAGACCAGCUCACGUUGAAAGAGAAGGUCUCCCUUUUAGCUGGAAAGAACUUCUGGGAGACAGUGGACAUGCCGGAGAAGGGCAUCCCCUCAGUGAAGGUAUCCGAUGGUCCCAAUGGCGCCCGAGGUGCGACCUUCAAGGGCGGCCCAGCAGCUGCUUGUUUCCCGGCAUCUUGUCUCUUAGCAGCAACAUGGGACGUGGAAGCCUCUAGGAACAUCGGAAAUGCCCUCGCAGAGGAGACUCAAUCCAAGGGAGCACGUGCACUCCUGGCUCCAACAGUCUGCCCACAUCGCCAUCCUCUCGGUGGUCGCAAUUUUGAGUCCUUCUCCGAGGAUCCGUUGCUUGCCGGUAAAAUGGCCGCGCAAUACAUCAACGGCCUGCAAGAGAAAGGUGUUGCUGCGACGAUCAAGCACUUUGCUGUGAACGAACAGGAAACCUGUCGUUUCACAGUUGAUGCUAACGUUGCUGAAAGAGCCCUUCGAGAAAUCUAUCUCAAGCCAUUUGAGAUUGCCAUUAAAGAAGCCAAUCCAAUGGCAGUCAUGACUUCAUAUAAUAUUCUCAAUGGCCAACAUGCAGAUUCAAGCAGUUUCCUUCUCAAAGAUGUCCUUCGCGGUCAGUGGGGAUGGAACGGUCUUGUUAUGAGUGAUUGGGGUGGCACGAACUCGACUUCCGGGUCCCUAGAGGCUGGUCUCGACCUUGAAAUGCCCGGCCCGAGCAAGUGGCGAACAGCCGAAGCUGUUCUUGGGGAAAUCAAGGCCGGUAGAGUCUCAGAGAAGACAAUCAGGGACCGUGCUCGCAACGUUCUCGAGUUCGUGGCCAAGCUUCGUUGUUUCGAGGAUCCUACUAUUCCAGAGGAAAAGGCCAUUAACAAGCCAGACCACCAGAAACUGAUCCGCUCAGUCGGCAGCCAAGGUUUGGUUCUUCUCAAGAAUGACAAUGAGAUUCUUCCUUUGAACAAGGAGCAGCUUUCCAACAAAAAGGUUGCUCUGUUGGGCUUUGCCAAAGAUGGUUUGAUCCACGGUGGGGGUAGUGCAUCUGUCAAUGCUCACUACCGUGUUACACCUGAGGAGGGUCUCCGUGCUGCACUCGGCGAUGCUGUUGAAUUUGAAUAUGCCCAGGGUGCCCACACAUUUCGCCAAUUGCCAGUGAUGGACAAGAUGGUUGUAGACCGUGACGGCCAGCCUGGAUGGACCUUGGACUUCUUCCUCAGUGAGGAGCCCACAGGCAGACCAUCUUCUUUAAAGCACUCUGAUGUGCCGACAUACAUGCCAAUCUUUGUCAAGGAGACUUGGGGAAGUAUCAAAGCGACGGGUCGCUUCACCCCAACGGAAAGCGGUCGUCAUUACCUUGGCAUGUCAGGAUUAGGGCGCUCCAAGAUUCUUAUCGAUGGCAAGACAGUAUAUGAACAGAAAGAAAACUGCCCUGACUCAAUGGCAUUCUUGCUGGGUGGAGUCAAGGAGCCCGAGGUCCAGUGGGACUUUGAAGCCGGGAAGACAUACGCCCUAGAGAUCAUCACUCUGAAGCCUUCCAAGAGCGGCGGUAUCGCACUGCUGGAUGGAUAUCUCGGUUUCAGAUUCGGCUUCACGACCGAAGAAGAACACAACAAGGAUCUCCUCUCGGAAGCCGUAGAAGUUGCAAAGCGCUCCGACCUUGCAAUAGUCUUCACCGGCCACACAGCAGACUGGGAAACAGAAGGUCAGGACCAAAUUAGCUUCAGCCUCCCCAGCAACGGAUCUCAGGACCGUCUUGUGACGGCCGUGAGUGCCGUAAAUUCCAACACAAUCGUGGUCAACUGCACCGGUGUAGCCGUUAGCAUGCCCUGGCUUGACGAUGUCAAGGCAGUCGUGCAAGCCUGGUUCCCCGGCCAAGAAGCCGGCAACGCCAUUGCAGACGUUCUCACCGGAGCAGUCAACCCAUCUGGUCGUCUCCCUGUCUCCUUCCCUCGCAGACUUGAAGAUGCUCCUGCUCAUGGCAAUUUCCCCGGCGAAUACAUCGACGGACAACUACAUGUUACAUACGAAGAGGGGAUCUUCAUCGGAUACAGACACUAUGAUCGGUCCGAGGAACAUCGUUCCCAGGUCCUCUUCCCAUUCGGCUAUGGUCUUUCGUACACUACGUUUACCCAUGGGAACCCGAUAGUAACAGUCUCUGAUGAUACCGAAGAGUUCAAGAUUACAAUCAAUGUUACCAACACUGGUUCGCGGGCUGGUGCAGAUGUUGUUCAGGUCUACGCUGGAGCUAAGGUUGCGUCGAGUGAGGACCCAGUCAAAGAGUUGGUUGGAUUUGCCAAGGUUCAGCUUACUCCUCAGGAGAGCAAGACUGCUACAAUCAGAUUUAAUACUCGGCAGCUGGCUCAUUUCAGUGAAAGUACCAAGAAAUGGCAACUGAAGCAAGGUGAAUAUGAAAUCACUAUCGGACGGUCUGUGCAAGAUGUUAUUGGGAAGGUUACUGUGUCUGCUACGACCCGCUCUUAUGAGCUGUGA
This is a messenger RNA of Penicillium antarcticum, 2523 nucleotides long. RefSeq names its product beta-glucosidase. The record is from RefSeq and is a predicted model, not a curated record. The transcript is spliced from 3 exons. Gene Ontology annotation, molecular function: beta-glucosidase activity. NCBI's taxonomy places the organism in Eukaryota, Fungi, Ascomycota, Eurotiomycetes, Eurotiales, Aspergillaceae. Gene Ontology annotation, biological process: glucan catabolic process. The coding region runs from base 1 to 2523 and encodes 840 amino acids.